UUAUAGAGAGAGAGAGAGAGAGAGAGAUGGGAAGGGCUCCUUGUUGUGACAAGGCGAACGUGAAAAGAGGGCCAUGGUCACCUGAAGAAGAUGCAACGCUAAAAGAGUUUAUAGAGAAACAUGGGACUGGAGGGAAUUGGAUAGCUCUUCCUCAGAAAGCUGGUCUUAAGAGAUGUGGGAAAAGCUGCAGAUUAAGAUGGCUUAACUAUCUCAGACCCAACAUUAAACACGGUGAAUUCUCCGAUGAUGAAGAUAGGAUCAUAUGUACCCUCUUUGCUACCAUUGGAAGCAGGUGGUCAAUAAUAGCAGCUCAGUUGCCAGGCAGAACUGACAAUGAUAUUAAGAACUACUGGAACACCAAGCUUAAGAAGAAAUUCAUUGGUAUAUUUCCUCCAUCUCAGCGAAAAACUCACCCAGUAUUCACCCUCUCAAAUGCUCUUCAAACUUCAUCAUCAUCAUCAUCAACAACAACAUCUACUUCAUCAUACCAAGGCAGCAACAUUAGUUACUACAACCCUACCACUUCUUUCACAGGCUUAGAGCCGAUUCCAAGUCUUUUCAGCAGCAAUUAUUCUGCUGCUAAUGCAGCUACAAUUCUUCAAGCCCGAGAAAACUUGGUGGGACAGCUACAAAAUUGCUAUGUAAAAGAUAAUCUGCUCAUGUUUGGGGGUGAAGCUAGUUGUAGCUCUUCUGAUGGAAGUUCCAACAACCUGAUCAGCCAUAGCAAAGAAAGAAGAGAGUAUGAAUAUGGCGCUGGCACUGGUGGUGGUGGUGUAGUUGAAACUUAUGAAGUACAGAUGGCUCCUCAGAAUUGCUUUUACAAUGGGGUCGAAGGAAACCAGAGGUUCACGGUAUCCAAUGGUGGUGAUCAUCAUGAUCUUAACGGUUGGAUUGAAAAGCAAAAUCACAAAAAAUUCUAUGAACAACAAUUAGACUAUGGCUUUGACGAAAUUAAGCAGCUGAUUAGCACCGAUGGUGGCAGCAACUUUUUGUUUGAUGAACACAAGACGGAGGAAAGGUUGUUGUAUUAUUGAUGCUGACUGUGGG
Molecule: messenger RNA, 1047 nt
Organism: Juglans regia (Persian walnut)
Lineage: Eukaryota; Viridiplantae; Streptophyta; Magnoliopsida; Fagales; Juglandaceae
Product: transcription factor RAX2-like
Exons: 4
Coding region: 27-1034 (335 amino acids)
Source: RefSeq, a predicted model, not a curated record